This is a messenger RNA of Pteronotus mesoamericanus, 1017 nucleotides long. RefSeq names its product L-lactate dehydrogenase A chain-like. Gene Ontology annotation, cellular component: cytoplasm. NCBI's taxonomy places the organism in Eukaryota, Metazoa, Chordata, Mammalia, Chiroptera, Mormoopidae. Gene Ontology annotation, molecular function: L-lactate dehydrogenase (NAD+) activity. Gene Ontology annotation, biological process: pyruvate metabolic process; lactate metabolic process. The record is from RefSeq and is a predicted model, not a curated record.
UUUGGUUCUAAGUCCAAUAUGGCAGCUCUCAAGAAUCAGCUGAUUGUGAAUCUCCUAAAGGAAGAACAAAUCUCCCAGAAUAAGAUUUCAGUAAUAGGGUUUGAUGCUGUUGGCAUGGCCUGUGCUAUCAGUAUCUUAAUGAAGGACUUGGCAGAUGAACUCGCUUUUGUCGAUGUCAUGGAAGACAAAUUAAAGGGAGAGAUGAGGGAUUUGCAACAUGGCAGCCUUUUCCUUAGAACACCAAAAAUUGUCUCUAGGAAAGACUAUAAUGUGACGGCAAACUCCAAGCUGGUUAUUGGCACAGCUGGGACAUGUCAACAAGAGGGAGAAAGCCAUUUUAAUUUGGUCCAGCAUAACAUGAACAUCUUUAAAUUCAUCAUUCCUAAUGUUGUAAAAUACAGUCUCAACUGCAAAUUGCUUAUUGUUCCCAGUCCAGUGGAUGUCUUGAUCUACGUGGCUCAGAAGAUAAGUGGCUUUCCCAAAAACCAUGUUAUUGGAAGUGGUUGCAACCUAGAUUCAACCUGGUUUUGUUACCUAAUGGGGGAAAGGCUGGGAGUUCACCCAUUAAGCUAUCAUGGCUGGGUCUUUGGGGAGCGUGGAGACUCGAGUGUGCCUGUGUGGAGUGGGGUGAAUGUUGCCAGUGUCUCCCUAAAGACUCUGCACCCUGAUUUGGGCACUGAUGCAGAUAAGGAACAGUGGAAAGAAGUUCACAAACAGGUGGUUGACCGUUCUUACGAGGUGAUCAAACUGAAAGGCUACACAUCCCAGGCCAUUGGACUAUCUGUGGCAGAUUUAGCAGAAAGUAUGAUGAAGAAUCUUAGGCUGGUGCAUCCAAUUUCCACCAUGAUCAAGGGUCUCUGUGGAAUAAAAGAAGAUGUCUUCCUUAGUGUUCCUUGCAUCUUAGGACAGAAUGGAAUCUCAGAUGUUGUGAAGGUGACUCUGACACCUGAGGAAGAGGCCCGUUUGAAGAAGAGUGCAGAUGCACUUUGGGGGAUCCAGAAGGAGCUGCAGUUUUAA